Messenger RNA from Funneliformis mosseae, 1146 nucleotides. NCBI's taxonomy places the organism in Eukaryota, Fungi, Glomeromycota, Glomeromycetes, Glomerales, Glomeraceae. The record is from the annotation of a GenBank genome assembly.
AUGAAAGUUGAUGAUGGAGACCUGUUGAACUUUUGGAAGGCUUUAAGAACUACUACAAUUGGUGAAAAGGAUAAUUCCCUCAAAUUGCCUGAUAAUAUCCAUUUUUUGGGGAGAACUGACGAAGCUUCAGUCUUAUUUAUUCGUCAAUGUUAUCGUGACCUGUUAAAGGUUGUUUUUAGCAAUAAUACGAGAAGAUUGAUUAUCACUGGAAAUCCAGGGAUAGGAAAAACGUUUUUUGGCUACUAUAUACUUUAUGAGCUCAUGCGAAAAAACGCAACAGUUAUAUACGACAAAGCUAAUAAGUUUCCGAUUUUAUUCAGCAAUCAAACCGCUGUUGUUGGUGAAACUCUAUUCAGUUUUUAUGAUCUUCUAAAUAAACAAGACGUCUGGUAUAUCGUAGACGGUAAAGAACCUCAUGACGUUGAUGCUAAGACAAUUCUUGUCUGUUCACCCAAGAAGAAUUACUAUGUAGAAUUUGAUAAGCAUCCUUUAACAAAAACACGGUAUAUGUCGACGUGGGACAAAAGAGAGAUUGAUGCAUGCUGGGAAAAGAUUUAUAAAAACAAAGUCGAUAAAAAAAUUGUUGAUGAUUUAUUUUAUAAAUGGGGAGGAAUUCCUCGAUUCGUCUUGGAAAAAGCUAAUGAAGGAACUCAGCAAAAUAAGCUCCAAGAAGCAAUUGACGCAUGUGACGAGAGUAUACUUAUGAGUUCUAUUGGCAAAUCUGAAGCCAAACAAGAUAUAAGCCACAAGCUUAUUCACAUUAUGACGAAUCCCCCGAUCGAGGAGAGCAAUGAUUACGAUCUUGAAGGAGAUGAUGGUCUUGAAGAAGAUGAUGAUGACGUUGAAUACGUUGAAGAGGAACCCUAUACACAAAAAAUUAUAAAAUUUGCGUCUGUGUAUGUGAGUGAAAUAGUGAUUAAGAAUUUUGAAAAGACCAUCAUGAAUAAAAUGCGUACAGAGUUGAAUGUAAGCCUGUCAAACGGCAUUAGUAAUCCAGUAUUGGGUAGUAUUUUUGAGGAGAUAGCUCACACGAUAUUGAAAAAUGGGGGAAAAUUCAAGAUUCGUUCUUUAGAUGAUUCUGCAAGAUAUGAUCAAACGAUUAAUAGGCGAGAUAAGAUAUAUACAUUUCUACAAUUGAAACGAUGA